GCCAGACAUCUUGGCCGUCUGUCCCAUUUUCUUCGGUGGUUCGGUAACCAAGCGAUGGCCAUGGUGAGUGGGGGCUGGGGAGAUCCCAAUGGGGGCACCAACGGCUUGGGGGACAAGAGCUACCUGAGGGGGGAGGAGGAGGACGGCUCUCCGCAGGCGGGAGGCAGCGACAUGGAGGCCGGAGACGAUGACAAGUCCUGCGUGGUGGACUGCGUGGUGUGCGGGGACAAGUCCAGCGGGAAACAUUACGGCGUGUUCACGUGCGAGGGCUGCAAGAGCUUCUUCAAGCGGAGCGUCAGACGCAACCUCAGCUACACGUGCAGGUCAAACAGAGAGUGUCAGAUUGACCAGCACCACAGGAACCAGUGCCAGUACUGUCGACUGAAGAAGUGUUUCCGUGUUGGCAUGCGCAAAGAAGCAGUUCAACGCGGUCGCAUCCCACCUCAGCCAAGCCUCAGCCCCUCCAUCACGCCCAUAGGUGGCGCCAGCGGCCUGGGAGGGGGCGAGUUCUAUAACAACAACAACAACGGAGGAAGUGGUGGAGGUCAGCCGGUGUCGGAGCUCAUUUCCCAGCUGCUGCGAGCCGAACCGUACCCCAGCAGUCGGUUUGGACACCAGUAUAACCAGCAGGCCGGUCCGGAUAAUGCCAUGGGGAUCGAUAACAUCUGUGAACUGGCUGCCAGGCUUCUCUUCAGCACCGUGGAGUGGGCCAGAAACAUCCCUUAUUUCCCCGAGCUGCCUGUGUCAGACCAGGUGGCCCUGCUGAGGCUGAGCUGGAGCGAGCUGUUCAUCCUCAACGCGGCUCAGUCGGCCCUGCCGCUCCACAUGGCUCCUUUGUUGGCCGCGGCCGGCUUCCACUCCUCGCCCAUGUCUGCAGAGCGCGUGGUGUCCUUCAUGGACCAGGUGAGAGUGUUCCAGGACCAGGUGGACAAGCUGACCAGGCUGCAGGUGGACUCGGCUGAGUACAGCUGUCUCAAGGCCAUCGCACUGUUCUCACCAGACGCCUGUGGUCUAACAGACCCAGUCCACGUGGAGUCUCUGCAGGAGAAGGCUCAGGUGGCUCUGACGGAGUACGAGAGGAUGCAGUACCCGAGUCAGCCUCAGCGCUUCGGACGCCUGCUCCUGCGCCUCCCGGCUCUGCGCGCCGUCCCCGCCAGCCUCAUCUCGCAGCUCUUUUUUAUGCGCCUGGUAGGAAAGACACCCAUCGAGACGCUGAUCCGUGACAUGCAGCUCUCCGGAAGCUCAAUCAGCUGGCCGUAUGUCCCAGGACAGUAGCCCCCUUACGGGCGAGGUCUCCGUCUGGGAUAAGUGACGACAAGGACCCACAGGAAACCUCCUGACUCAUCACUGUCCAUCUGUGUGGUUAUCAAAUUGCAGCGCCAGCUGGCCAUCAUACGUACUGUACUGUAACCGCUCUAUUCCCCCUCAUGAAACAAGCCCUCAGUCUCCACGCGGGCCUCCAGCAAAGAGAAGAGCCGGUGCCAGGCUCGGUCUGUCUCGUUGCCAGCCCAGUCGUUCUGGUGCCAGGUCUCAGGCCAGUGACCAGCUUUUCAUGCUGGGCUCCGAUAUGGCCACCACAGCCAGUCAUGUCACCACCCACAUGCCAUAGUGACUAAGGACGCCACAGUUUCAUGUAGAGGGCAGCAGCACCCCGCCACAAAAACAUCUAGAGGACAAAACUGUCCCGCCGCUGAAAGUCAGCAGAACAAUUUUCCCCACACUGGGCUCAUUUUCCAUGGCUCACCAUUUGUGAUACAGUGACCUUUUUAUCCACACAACUGAUAACAUGACAGUAUCAUGAUUAGAUGGAGCUAACUGAGCGGUGGUGAACUGAAUACCAGACAAAGCAAAGGCCUCAUAGUUGAAGUGAGAUUUCUCUGUUCACUCAACUCUGAGGAAGACGCCAAGGAGCCGAUCAAAUGGAACAGAAAGUAAAUAAAACCAAGGAAAAAAUCACCAAAGUCUAUCAUAUCAUCCUCAGAGAUGCUUUUUAAAUAGAAUAAUUAGCACACAAAGCAGAGAAAUGAACAAACUCUUUUAGGACUGCCUGACCAUCAAGUGAACAAUGCAUUUAAAUCCAUUCACAGGGCUCACUGUUGCUGUAGUCAAAGAUUUUUUCAAAAAAUAAAUGGAAAAAAAAAAGCCACAGUCACAUGAGAGCGGACUAAUACCUCACUAGACAUCAGAAUGCUUCAGUCUGAUCUUUCCUAAACACAAACCUCUGUAAGUGUUGUUCACCAGAAACCGCCUUCUUUUUGACAACUGCCUUGUUAUUCAUUAUGAAUUUGGGACACGUUAUGAAUCAUGAAACGAGCAUCACAAACAUUCGUCUUGCAGCUUUUUUUAAAAAAUAAAAAAAAAUCUCCAAAGUGA
Molecule: messenger RNA, 2373 nt
Organism: Plectropomus leopardus (leopard coralgrouper)
Lineage: Eukaryota; Metazoa; Chordata; Actinopteri; Perciformes; Serranidae
Source: RefSeq, a predicted model, not a curated record